Kwoniella shivajii is the source of this 627-nucleotide messenger RNA. RefSeq lists its product as uncharacterized. The transcript is spliced from 4 exons. The record is from RefSeq and is a predicted model, not a curated record. NCBI's taxonomy places the organism in Eukaryota, Fungi, Basidiomycota, Tremellomycetes, Tremellales, Cryptococcaceae. Bases 1 to 627 code for a protein of 208 amino acids. Gene Ontology annotation, cellular component: growing cell tip; plasma membrane; cell division site.
AUGGUUGACCGAAGAAGAUCACCUCUCACACUCACACUCGCCGCCAUAGCUGUAUUCAUCGCCACGCUCUUCUUUUGGCUUUCAGCAUUUUCAGUACCAUUUAUCAAAUCUAUUCAUUACAUCCACACAAGAGAGAAUGAUGUCAAAUUUGGUAAUUUCGGCUGGUGUGCUGGACCUUUAUUCUCUGGUAUAGGCGGUGUUGCAUGUCAUCAACAUGUCGGAUACAAUUUCGGAUCUUGGAUUCCAGGUGGUAAAUCAGCUACCGGAGCUUUGAUCUUAGUUGCUCUUACAGCUGCAUUCGGAACUUUUGCUUUCUUUUCCUUACUCCACUCGAUCACAAACCUCGCUUCUGGAGCUGCUUCUUUUGGCUUAACAAUCUUUACAAACCUCCUCGCAUUCAUCUCCUUCCUCUUGGUAGUGAUCAUUUUCGGAACAGCCCAUCACCGAUUUAACGACGAUACCCUUGAUGCGCACUAUGGUGCAGCUUUCGUCCUUGUCAUACUUGGCUGGUUACUUUAUCUGGUAGCUAUUCCACUGGUUUUCCUCGGUUGGUUCAGAGAAAGACAUUACAGAAACCAAACUACCAAUGUCAGAUAUCAAGAUACCAAUGUUACCGUUCGAGCGUAA